This is a messenger RNA of Haliotis rufescens (red abalone), 2115 nucleotides long. Its product is annotated as probable inactive peptidyl-prolyl cis-trans isomerase-like 6. Gene Ontology annotation, biological process: protein peptidyl-prolyl isomerization. Lineage: Eukaryota; Metazoa; Mollusca; Gastropoda; Lepetellida; Haliotidae. The record is from RefSeq and is a predicted model, not a curated record. Gene Ontology annotation, molecular function: peptidyl-prolyl cis-trans isomerase activity. The transcript is spliced from 8 exons. Bases 24 to 914 code for a protein of 296 amino acids.
UGUUUCUAUGGACAACAACAAUCAUGGCGUCCGGCGAAGCAAUGAAGAUCGAAGUUUUUGGACUCUUGAAUGAUGUCAAUUUUGUCAGAGCAAAAUGUUGUGCAGAGGAUUUGCACGCAAAAGACUCACAGGUUGAGGCUCCAGUUAUUUAUGGCAUGGUGGAAUUCGACUGGGACAUUUUCAUUACUGAAAAGAAAAAGGAACUGAGAGGUGAAGCGUGGGUAUUUGAAGACAAGGCAAUAGCUUUUGUGAAUGGGCAGCUGAUAGGUGGACCGGAGGACUUCCUCCUCUGGGCGGAGGAAAACUACAGCUUUGAGGAGUUCCGACCAGAAGCUCUGUAUGAGACUCUCACAGAGGAGGGGUACAAAAAGCACCUCAAUUCAACUGAUCAUGACUUUGUGUACAUGGAUGUGAAGAUUGGCAACGAGCCAGCUGGGAGAUUAGUCAUAGAGCUGUUCAGCAAGGACGUUCCGAGAACAUGUGCCAACUUCAAGGCUUUGUGCACGGGGGAGAAGGGAGAGUCACCUGAAACACGCUACAACCUCACCUACAAGAAUUCCUUGUUUCACAGAAUCGUCCCCAAUGGUUGGAUUCAAGGGGGAGAUAUUUACCAUGGUCGAGGAAAUGGAGGCGAGUCUAUCUACGGGCCAGCCUUUGAAGAUGAGAACUUCUCAGUACUCCACAACAAGCGAGGGAUAGUCAGCAUGGCCAACAAAGAUCGACACACGAACGGCUCCCAGUUCUUCAUCACGCUCCAGCCAGCAAAAUGGAUGGAUACAAAAUAUGUUGCAUUUGGCCAGGUGAUCGAGGGCACGGAGACGUUAAGGAAGAUGGAGCAGCAGGAAACAAUGAACGAGCGACCCAACCAGGAGGUCAAGGUCACUCAUUGUGGGGUCUGCACAUAUGAGUUUUGAGAUCAUUUGAAAUAUGUUCUUGAGAUAUGUUACAUGUGAUAAGGCCAAAUUGAGAUCAUGUUUUACGUUUUUAUUCGAAAAUAGAUGUAAAUAAAUGUCCUUACCAGCAACCAUAUGCAAAAAUAGAAGAAACACGAUAAAAGAGCUAUCCCAACAUGGCUGUCUGAUAAAAAUAGAUUCAGACAAAAAUAUAUCUAUACAUAUCACAAAAGUGAUGCAAUGCAUAUACAACCAGGAACCAGUCCAUGAGAAGGGUUUAAUUGGAGUAUUUGACACAUGAAAUUAUGUCUUCAUGGAGAACAUGACAGAGUAGGGGUCAGUGAGCAAGGACAGGUCAUUUUGAAUGAAACAGAACUUGUAAAAAACAUCUGUAAACAUUUGAGUUUAGAGUGCAUCAGUAGAUUCCAGAAACACAUAGGUCAUCAACGAAACUUGUAAAUCUGAUCUUGGUACUGGAAUAAUGCAUACAGAAGGGAGAGGUCAGAUCAGAUUGGUUAACAUGGUGUUACUGUGCAUUGCUAUCUACUCUUGAUGUAUUUUUAAGGCUUGACAUUUCCAUUUUUUGAUUUACAUAUUUGGAAAGAUAUUGGGAAAGAUUUUGUUAGUAGGUCAACCAAACAGAUUAAAUAAAAGGCAUUGUACUGGAUGUUUCAUGUUAAAGUUUGAUUUGGAUCGGUAGGGAUAAAAAAAAUCACCUACCGAUCUAAAAUCUGACUAAAAUAAUGACUAUUUUUUUAAAAGAAUUUUGUUUUCAUCAAAUAAAGUCCCUUGGCUUGUUUUAUUGUCAAAAUGAUCUUUACCAUCCACAGUUAAUGAAAAAUUGUCAUUCUGAUGUUUUUCCUCUGAAUUGUAUAUUUUUAAAACUGGCCUAAUUGAGAACAGGAAAAGUUAGUUUCUAUUUCAGUACCACAUUCCUGUACCUUUGGGGGGAAGUCAGAUUGGACUAUCUAUUUACUAUUUUAUUUCUUGACAUCAGUCAAAAAUAUUGUGAAUACAGUUUCAUUUCCUUAACUGCCCAGUCAUGCUAGGACAGAAAGUCAUGUGACUAUGUCUCGUAGUGAUAUGUGUGUUAGCAGCAGUGGUCAUCAGCUGAUCAGUACAUGUGGGUUGUUUAUUUCGACAUGUUUUUAUUGCCUUCUUGCAUUGUCAUAUAGUUUUUAAUAUUGUAUAUAUUUCAUAUUGGAUUAAAAAUCAACUUGCA